This is a messenger RNA of Exophiala oligosperma, 1227 nucleotides long. RefSeq lists its product as uncharacterized. Bases 1 to 1227 code for a protein of 408 amino acids. The transcript is spliced from 4 exons. NCBI's taxonomy places the organism in Eukaryota, Fungi, Ascomycota, Eurotiomycetes, Chaetothyriales, Herpotrichiellaceae. Gene Ontology annotation, biological process: transmembrane transport. The record is from RefSeq and is a predicted model, not a curated record. Gene Ontology annotation, cellular component: membrane. Gene Ontology annotation, molecular function: transmembrane transporter activity.
AUGACAAAUGGGCAAUGGAACGCCGGCUUGGCCAUUUUCUUCGUUUCCUACUCGGUUUUUGAGCCCGCAUCCAAUGCGCUGCUGAAGAAAUUGCGACCGAGCUUGUACAUUCCGAGCCUCAUGAUUCUCUGGGGGAUUGUGACCGUGUGUCAGGGAUUUGUUAGCAACUUCGCCGGCCUUGCAGCAACGCGCUGGUUUCUAGGCCUUUUUGAGGCUGGACUGUUCCCAGGGUGUAAUUUCUAUCUCUCCUGCUGGUAUCGUCGAUCCGAGUUUGGUGUGAGAUCUGCUCUGAUCUUCAGCGCUGCAGCCAAUGCGGAUUCUUUCGGUGGCCUACUCGCAUAUUGUAUCUCGAAACUCCAGGGUGUUGGUGGUAAAUCUGGAUGGGCCUGGAUCUUUAUCCUCGAAGGGAUCGCCACAGUUAUCAUUGGGAUCAUCUCAUUCUGGAUGGUACAAGACUUUCCCGAUGAGGCUACAUUCUUAACCGCGGAGGAGCGAUUUCGGAUGUAUCACCGCUUGAAGCAGGACCAGCAAGCCAGUGCCGGACUCGAAACAUUCAAGUGGACGUACUUCUGGGCCAACCUUCGCAACUGGAAGACGUACACAUCCUCUAUGUUCAGUAUGGGUAUGGGUGCUGGUCUCUAUGCUUUUAGUUUGUUUCUACCCAGCAUCCUCGCGGAGCUCGGGUGGAAAGCGACGACCUCCCAGCUACUUUCCAUCCCGCCAUACGCUGUGGCAGCGGUGCUCACUGUGGCCGUUGGCUUCCUAGCAGAUCGAACAAAGCGACGAGGUAUCUAUACGAUGAUAGUUUCCCCUCUCGCCGUCAUUGGCUUCGCCAUCCUUGCUAGCGAUUGCUCUGCUAGAGCGACAUAUGCUGCCACUUUUCUAGCGGCAAUGGGCAUCUACCCGUGUCUGCCAAACGGCAUCGCCUGGGUCGCGAACAAUACGGAAGGCGUGUACAAACGAGGCGUGACAAUUGGCCUGAUGAUGGGAUGGUCGAAUCUGCAGGGCGUUGUUGUUAGUAAUGCCUACCGAGACGCGGACAAGCCUCGUUUCAUCCCUGGCCACGCAGUACUACUCUGGUAUCUCGGAUUUUGCCUCUUCGGUGGUACCGUGUUACAUUAUAUCUUCCUUCGUCGCGAGAACGCACUGAGAAAAGCUGGGAAGAGAGACUAUUUAGUUGAGGGGAAGAAUGACUAUGAGAUCCGACUGAUGGGCGAUGAAAGGUAG